Messenger RNA from Homarus americanus (American lobster), 4300 nucleotides. RefSeq names its product TBC1 domain family member 9-like (gene Tbc1d8-9). The coding region runs from base 111 to 3881 and encodes 1256 amino acids. NCBI's taxonomy places the organism in Eukaryota, Metazoa, Arthropoda, Malacostraca, Decapoda, Nephropidae. The record is from RefSeq and is a predicted model, not a curated record. The transcript has 24 exons.
GGAAAGUGUAAACCGGACAUCAACAGAGUGAGGCUCAACAACCACAGGUGAUAAUGACUGGAGGGAGGCAGAGCUGUGGUGUAUAACCCGUAUGAUAACUUUACUUAACCAUGUGGGUCAAACCUGAUGAAGUCCUUAUGGCUGGGGGGUUCUGGGACACAGAGGUGGCCAACACAUACUUCCUCCUGCAGCAGAGGAAGGGGUCAGGUAGUGCUGCAUCACGGGGCCUUGCAGGACUGUUGGUGGGGACUCUGGACUCUGUGUUUGACACUAAGCCGCCUCCAUUUCGAAUCUUGCAUCAGACACCUUCCUCAGAAAUAUAUUACAUUAUAGCCGUGUCUCUCAAGAAGGAAGAGAUAGAUGAGAACUGGGCGUGGCUGGAGCGUAACCUCAUGAGCAUCCUGGCCACGUUCGACAAGGAUGAGGACGUCUCGGAUUUUGUUCGGUGCAAAAUCGAGUCUCUCGUCGCCAAUUCGAUCGUGACGGAUCCGCACAACACCCCAGAUCCAGAUUCAGAUACAUUUAAAGCCAUUUCUUUCAAGUUUAAGAAGUUGUUCAAUAUGCCUGAGGGAGAGAAGCUUGUUAACUAUUACUCCUGCAGUUACUGGCACAACCGUCUGCCGAGGCAAGGUUGGCUGUACUUGAGCGUCAACUACCUCUGCUUCUACUCCUUCCUCCUCGGUAAAGAAACGCGCGUCAUCGUGCGCUGGAGGGACGUGACGCUGCUCGACUGCACCAACGCCCUCAUCUUCCCCGACAGUAUACGCGUGUCGACUCGGGACCACGAGCAUUACUUCUCAAUGUUGCUGAGGAAGAAGGAGACUUAUGAGUUGAUGGAACAGCUCGCUAACAUGGCCAUGAAACAGUUAAUCAACGAUGAAGAGUUUUCAGAAGAUAAGGAGUUGUUGACAAAAGUGAGCAAGAAGGUGCCAAAGAAGCCGUCGUUCCUGAAGCGUGACCUGGAUGCCAGAGCUCACUCGGACAUGUACCGCAGCAAGUUCAGAUUACCCCUGAGUGAGAAGCUAGACGGAUCAACAACGUGUUCUCUGUGGGCACCGUAUAGGAAGGCUUACAUCAGUGGCACGCUCUAUGUCUCUCUCAGCUACAUAUGUUUUGAUAGCAAGAUUUCCAACCUGGUGAGCAUCGUGUGUCCGCUGCGAGACGUUCAGAGCGUGGAGCGUGUGGACAGUGUUAAGGGCAACACCAUGGUGAAACACGCCCUCUUCAUCUGUACCACGCAGACCAAUUGCUCCAACACUUUCCUUUUCAUUGAUGUUGGGGAUCGAGACUUUGUCAUCAAUAAACUGUCAGAGAUGCUGGGCAAGAGUAUACCCACCAAGAACACACUGCCAGAGAACAUGGUCCUCGGAAACACCAGGUUCGACAGCCGCUCUAACUCUGUUUGUGACGAUAAGAGUGAAGACAUCAGCCUCAGUAGCUUAAGUUUGGGGAGCACGUCGGACAACAACGGAUCAGUCGUCACAGAGAAUUCAGAAGCCGAGCCCACAACUCUACCCUUGAGAGCCCUCUAUUCCGGACUGGAUGAUGUAGAAGAAGAGGAACUUGAGCAGAGGAAGGAGACACUGUGGGAGCGUCACUGGGGGGAGUAUGGUCGAGGAGUGUCCAUGUACCGCACCGUUGAGACCCUACGCCUGGUGCUGGACGGUCUGCCGGACACUGUCAGGCGAGAAGUAUGGUUGAUAUUCUCAGGUGCCAUAAACGAGCAGGCCACAAAUCCCGGCUACUACGAGCAAGCAGUGGUCGCUGGAUUGAAGCGGGGAGGCCCUGCGAACGAUGAGAUUGAGAGAGACCUGCAUCGAUCCCUCCCUGAACAUCCUGCUUUUCAGAGCGAGACAGGCAUAUCUGCCCUGAGACGUGUUCUUUGUGCCUAUGCGUGGAGGAACCCUGCCAUAGGUUACUGUCAAGCCAUGAACAUCGUAGCAUCAGUCCUCCUCGUGUACUGUAACGAAGAGGAGUCAUUCUGGCUUCUGGCCGCCCUCAGUGAACGACUCCUUCCUGACUACUACAACACCCGGGUCGUUGGAGCCCUAGUUGACCAGGGAGUGCUGGAAGACCUCAUCCAGGACCACAUGCCGGGCCUUCACUCCAAGCUGUCGGAUCUCGGAAUUAUCUCUCUCAUCUCGUUGUCGUGGUUCCUCACUCUCUUUCUCAGUGUCAUGCCAUUUGAAGCGGCAGUACACGUGGUGGACUGUUUUUUCUACGAUGGCGCUCGUGUAGUGUUCAUGGUUGCGCUCGCUAUACUGGAUGUCAACAAGGAUACAUUGGAAAACUGUGAUGAUGAAGGGGAAGCCAUGAUGGUCCUGGCAGACUACCUAGGGUCUAUAACCACCCCCAAGUGUAGGUAUGGGAAGCGCAAGUCAAGUAUCUCUGAAGACAAGCAAUCAGACUCUCCAGAGGCCACGGUGAACAUUAUUGACAUUAUAGAAGCUGCGUACACAGGCUUCGGCUUCGUCACCAACGUUGCUAUAGAGCGACUGAGAGUGAAGCAUCGUCUACGGGUUGUGCAGACCCUGGAGGACACCGUCAUGAGAAACACUUUACGUACUGUUGGUGCUGACUGUAUAUUGUCUGAGGAGGACUUGAAGGAGCUUGUUAUCUACGUCCGAGGGGAGCAGAUCUUAGGGGGAGAGGACAAGGAAGUUCGUCAGAGAAAUAACUCCGGCAAUCCUUUGACCCAGGAAGGCUACGCUCUGGGAUAUGAAACUUUCCGUCAGCUCUUCUUGGCCGUGUCACCUUGGGGCCAGGGCGACCGUGCUGAUUCCAUCGUGACGAGCACCUUUAAUAUGCUGGACGUCGAUGGGACACACGUGCUCAGCUUUCGGUCAGUGGCGUGGCUGUUUGGGGUCCUGUGUAGUGGCGACUUUGCCCGGAAGCUGCGUCUGUUCUAUUACCUCCAUUUGGCAUUUCCCCCGAGCCUGGAUGAAGUAGAUAAACCACCCAAGGUUGAGGAAAAUGCUGCUGAAGUGGAGGAAGAAGCAGCCGUGGAGGCAGAGGAAUACUUUGACUUCCUAGAUGAGGACUACGGGAAGGGCAAAGUGGACCUGGAUGUGCCGGAUGACAAAGACUCACAUGUAGCUGCCACCUCCCCCAAAAAAGAAUACUGCGAUGGCCUCACUGGGUUAGCGACCAUCCACAACCGCGAUUACCGACUGUAUGAGCAGCGUUUUUUGCCCACCAUGUCACAAGAGCAAUUUAUCAACAUGUGGCGCACUGUCUAUAGUUUCUUUGCCAUGGAAACCAGCCAGGACAUCUUUACAUCUCUCUCCAGGGUUGGAACCUUGCUGCUGCAGAUUGGUGAAGUGGGUCGACGAGUCAGAGAAGUCGCUUCCAAAUCCAAUAGUGAAAGUGCAAGUACCAGUGUAGAGCAACAUUCAGAUGAUAGUUCUCCUCCACUCAAGACAACGCUGGACCUUGAGGAUCUGGAAGACUCGGCUUGUGUGUCGGGGGAAACAUCAACAAACACAGACAGAAAGUUUACACAAGCACCAGUAGAAAAUACCGGUGCUUUGAUGGACGAUUUAGAUGACAUUAGUAAAGGAUCAGAUGAAGUAGAUAAAGACAACCUGGAGAGCAGAAGUGAGGAAGAUACAGAUGCAGGCAGACAGGAGUUAAGUAAGGGGAGCAGUGACUCGGGGAACGGGGGGAUCACCUGUGGGCUGCAGCAGACCUCCAUCUCUCAGCCAUCGGUCCAGGAGUGGAGUAUAUCUUUUGAACAGUUCUUGGCUAAUGUGGCCAAUGAGGAAAAACUCGUGGUGUUCUUUGAGAGGUCGGUUAAACUGUCAUCUGAAGUACAAAAGCUGAGAAAGAGACACGCGGUGAAUACUAGUGCUGGUGGCUCCGUGGCCUCCACACCCUCGUAAAUGUUGAGUGAAGAUGCACGAGGGAAGUCAAUGUUCAAACACAGGAAAGUGGAAGUUCCCUGCGCCCAAUAUGUGAGUGUGUCUGUAAAUUCAAGCACAUGUAUUUUGUAAUAUUUUAUAAAGCUGUGUAUACUUACAGUGCAUCAAGCAUGUGAUAAAUAUUCCCUUCUUAAAGUUUAUUAAUGGGUCAUUUUAAGGGUUCAGAGUUGGCAUCCUACUGUUUCUGUAACUUAUUUAUGUUCACAUAUGUUGAGGAGGUACUGUGCAUACAGGUAUUUCCCCAACACCAAAAUUUUUUUGUGUAUAAGUUCAAAGAUUGAAAGUUGGCAUAACAUUGCUUUUUAGACCUCUAGACACACAUUCAACAUCUUGACACACACACACACACACACACACAUACACACACACAUACACACACA